Molecule: messenger RNA, 2481 nt
Organism: Salvelinus sp. IW2-2015
Lineage: Eukaryota; Metazoa; Chordata; Actinopteri; Salmoniformes; Salmonidae
Gene: kansl2
Product: KAT8 regulatory NSL complex subunit 2
Cellular component (GO): NSL complex
Source: RefSeq, a predicted model, not a curated record
AGCAAUUAACUAACAACAUUUGUUAUAAAAAAUGUUGCAAUGGAAAGGUCGGUGUCUCUACUGUUCUGCGUAAUUUAUUUUAUUUAAAAAUGUUACUAGGCAUUUUAUCAAUCAACAGCAUGUGCAAAUGUCAGCUCUGAAACGAUGUGGCAUACUGGCUGGACAGAUGUCAUGAGUAGUGCCUUGUACCUUUCUUGACUUUUUCAUAAUUUUAUUUCUGCUUAUUUUGUUUGUCACUGGUUAUGCUAAUGCACAUGUUUUAACUAUAACUAUUGAUUGAUUGCUGAGGUUGUGGCAAUGCUUGAUGAAAGAGAAUUGAGUAAGGCUUGAAUUAUGGAUUACACAUUAAGUUAAUGUGACAUGGGUCCGGUCCGUCGGACACACACAUUAAUGUUUUCAUUUUAAUUGAUCGUGUCCCAUGUUUGUUGUAUUGUAGUAUCAGGAUUCUAUUCUAAUGCCCCUUGUGUUCUUUGUUUACUACCACAUAUUGUGGUAUCCCGUUGGGUUCAGUUGGUAGAGCAUGGUGCUUACAACGCCAGGGUUGUGGGUUCGAUUCUCACGGGAGAAGGCAUAAAAAUAAACGUGUACACUCACUACUGACCAGUGAUGAACAGGAUAAGGAUCCAUGUGUUGCCAUCGAGCAGAGGCCGUGUGGCCCAGACCGCCCGUACCCAGGAGCCCCUGGCCUGCUCCUUCACACAGCGACCCUGCUCCCAGCCGCGCCUGGAGGGCCUGGAGUUCUGCAUCAAACAUGUCCUGGAGGACAAGAACGCCCCUUACAGACAGUGUAGCUACGUCUCCAACAAGAAUGGCAAGCGCUGCCCAAACGCAGCCCCUAAGGUGGAAAAGAAAGAAGGGGUGACCUUCUGUGCGGAGCACGCUAGAAGGAAUGCCAUGGCUCUCCAGGCCCAGCUGAGAAAGGCCUCAUCCGGACCCUCGCCUGAAGCCCUCCUAUCUCAGCUCAGUGGCUACAACCGCCCUGAGACGCAUGGCCUGGACAGUGGCCGCAGUGAAGCCACCCGCAUCCUAGAUGUGGACAGCUGGAGUGAGGAGGAGCAGGGACCACUGGUGCUGGACCAGACAUGGAGAGGAGAUCCAGACAGUGAAGCUGACAGCGUUGACAGUGACCAUGAGGAUCCUCUCAAACAUGCAGGGGUGUACACGGCAGAGGAGGUUGCUCUGAUCACACGGGAGAAGCUCAUCAGACUCCAGUCUCUCUACAUCGACCAGUUCAAACGCCUGCAGCACCUCCUCAAGGAGAAGAAGCGCCGAUACCUGCACAGCCGCAAGGUGGAGCAUGAGACCCUAGGGAGUAGUUUGCUGACUGGCCCGGAGGGUCUCUCCAUGAAGGAGAGGGAGAACCUGAGAAAGCUGAAGGCUCUGCGUCGCUACCGCCGCCGGUACGGCGUGGAGGCUCUGCUUCACCGGCAGCUCCGAGAGAGGAGACAGGCUGUCACUGAAGGAGCUCCUCUUCAGGCGCAUACGAUGCGGUCUAGCCAGAGGUGUAUCUCCUAUGUGGAAGGGACCCGCUGUUCUAACCAGUGUCUCCCAAUGACACGACAUUGCGUCUCUCACAUCUACCAGGACAGUAACCAGGUACUGUUCAAGAUGUGUCCGGGGCUGAAGGAUGUUCCCUGUGACCGGCCUGUUCACAUGGGCCAGUCAGAGGAGCCUCGCUGCCCCCUGCACCUCUCCCUGCCUCCCCCCAUGUACCAGCCUGAACAGGAGACAGCCCUGACCCCAGAGCAGCUGGAUGCAGUACUGCCCAAAGACAUGUACCUGAGUGCUGCAGAGCUACAGCCCACGGAGAGCCUGCCGCUAGAGUUCAGUGAUGACCUGGAUGUAGUGGGGUGUCCUCCGUCCCCUCUGAUGUUUGACACGGCCCUGGCUCUGGAGGACCAGACUAUCAGGGCCAUCGCUGAGGGUCCUAUGGACAUCCUGACCGGGGUCGAGCUGGACGCUUCGGGACACGACGACUCUGCUGACAUGGAUUUCUCUGAGAGAGUUCUGCAGUCUAUAGAGGACCAAAUUGUAUCAGAGGUAAUAGGAGGAGGGGACACCACGGAAAAUUCAUCAACAGAACUGGACCAUGUUGCAGCAGACACCUCCAGAUGAGAGCUUUGCCUCCAGACUUGUGUUGAAUUCCAGAGACUAAUGUUGAGUUGACCAAUUGAAAGCAAAGAUGGAUCUACAAGGUGGUAGAUCAUAACGAAGCCUUUGCACACCAUUGCCAAAUGACUACUGUUAAGUCAUUGUUUAAUCAGUUGUCAUAUUACUAACUUUUGCUGAUACUCUUGAGUUGGUUCAGUGUCUGUCUGGUCUUGUUGCCUUUCUCAACUUUACCUGUGUAAUUGAAUAACUCCUGGCUUCUCCAUAAACUACAAACAUAUGUAUAUCUUGUAUACAKAGUUGGUGUAGUGAAGAGAUGAAACACCACUUGUAACUGGUUUGUUACUGUUCAAUAAACACUCCACAAAUGCA